Messenger RNA from Nymphaea colorata (pocket water lily), 573 nucleotides. Its product is annotated as ethylene-responsive transcription factor ERF020-like. NCBI's taxonomy places the organism in Eukaryota, Viridiplantae, Streptophyta, Magnoliopsida, Nymphaeales, Nymphaeaceae. The record is from RefSeq and is a predicted model, not a curated record. The transcript has a single exon. Bases 5 to 469 code for a protein of 154 amino acids. Gene Ontology annotation, biological process: regulation of DNA-templated transcription. Gene Ontology annotation, molecular function: DNA binding; DNA-binding transcription factor activity.
GAAGAUGCAGAGAUCCGAAGGUGUCAUCGCCAGAAACCCGUACAGAGGAGUUCGCCGCAGGAAAUGGGGGAAGUGGGUGUCGGAGAUCCGGCUCCCGGGCUCCAGGGACCGGCUGUGGCUCGGCUCCUACUCCACUCCAGAGGCAGCAGCUGUGGCGCACGACACUGCCGUCUUCUGCCUCCGGGGCCCGAGCGCAGUCAGCACCCUGAAUUUCCCCUGCAAUGUCUCCCCGUACCUCCGGCUCGACAUGUCGCCCAAGUCUGUGAGGAAAGCCGCGGCGGAGGCGGGCAUGGCUGCGGACAAACAACUCGCGCCGCCCAAGAUGCAGCAGGAAAUCGCCAUGGGCGCGGUGCAGGAAGGUCACAAGGGCGAGAUAUGGGGAGAAGAUCACUUGUUCUCCAGAGGACAGGUGCAGAGUGAAGAAGAGUUGAGCAUCUCAGUCGACGAUAUGGAAAUAUUAUUACUGUAAUUUGCUGUCCGUUUUCUAUAUAGCUUUCUCAUGGUUCGGCAAAGAAAACCAUGUGAAAUAAGAUUCUGUAUAUGUAUAUGUAGAUCGAUUUACACAUAAUCAAA